Molecule: messenger RNA, 3887 nt
Organism: Xenopus laevis (African clawed frog)
Lineage: Eukaryota; Metazoa; Chordata; Amphibia; Anura; Pipidae
Gene: proser1.S
Product: proline and serine rich 1 S homeolog
Exons: 17
Coding region: 600-3503 (967 amino acids)
Source: RefSeq, a predicted model, not a curated record
ACUGCGUGUCGCCUGACCGGAAGUGAUGUCACUGCUAAGCGCCGGCGCGUAAUCGGUCAAUCGGCAGCUUUCAAAGAAGGAGGAUUAUUCUCUUGUUUGUUGAACUUUCGCUUCGUGGGACGCUGCUACGAUGAAACCGGAAGGUCCAUCCAGCAGAUGCAAGUGUGUCCAUUGAGAUUAGAAGAAAGGAGGUUCUGUCUAAAUAUUCGGAAAGGAUUUUUUUACAGUGAGAGUUGUGAAGUUGUGGAAUUCUCUUCCUGACGUGGUUGUACUGACUGAUACAUUGGAUCUUUCAAGAGAGGGUUGGAUGCCAUUUAGCAAAAUGAUGCUGCCUUAUGAAACACUGCUUUCCAGCCCUUGUUUAGCGUGACAAAGCCAUCUGAAUGUGUACAGCUUCUUUACUGGUCAUGUAAGAGGAUAUUGUCGCUUUGGGUUCUACUUCCUGCUAUUCUAUUUCCUGCCAUCAUGGGAAACUGCACUUCUCGAUGUGACUUCUGGACAAGCAUGACUCAAGGAAUGUUCAUUUAAUUGUGCAGCAGUUUAAGAAACAGACUUUCCUGUGGUUUGCUUUGAAUUAGAAUAUUUGCACUGUUCAUUGAAUGAAAAAAAAAGCAGUCAUGGAUAAGAAGUCCUUUGAGAUGGUACUCGAUGAAAUACGAAAGGCUGUUAUGACUGACUACAAAGUGAAAGCUUUGGAAUAUGUACAUGGAUAUUUUUCUUGUGACCAGGUUGUUGAGUUGUUGAGGUACUUUUCCUGGGCAGAGCCACAACUCAAAGCUGUGAAAGCCAUGCAACAUAAAAUGGUUGCCAUACCUGCAGCAAAGAUGGUGAAUAUACUAAACUGUUUCACAUUUAGUAAAGACCGACUGAGCGCACUGGAGCUGUUAGCUAUGAAUAUGACCAGGGGAUCUUUCUUGACUGGAGUAGGUGGCAAUCCUAGUAGAAAUAUCCUGGAUGCUUCAAAUUGUCGACCAAUUGAAGACAUUUUUAAAAUUAGCCACGCUGAGAAGAAACGUUGUCGAAAGAUUCUGGAUCAGGCUACGAAAAGUGGAUGCAAGGCCCCAAAUGCUAUGAUAUCUUCAUGUGGAAUGAUACCUGGCAAUCCUUAUCCAAAAGGAAAACCAAGUCACAUCAAUGGAAUAUUUCCUGGGGCCCCAAAGAAGAAAGAUGGAGAAGAGCCUACAAAUGAGGGAAAAGGCAUUGCAGCCCGAAUCCUUGGACCAUGUAAGCCACCACCGUCAUCGUAUAAUCCACACAAGCCUGUGCCCUAUCCUAUUCCACCAUGUCGUCCACAUGCAACGAUUGCCCCAAAUUGCUAUGGGAAGACCCUGGCAGCAAAGAAGGAACAGUCAAUGUUAAAAACCUCUGGAGAAGGUUUAUCUGAAAGGGGAGGGGCAUCAGUCCAUAGUAUGAAUUCCCGUGAUUGGGCUAAAACAGAUGGAAAUUACAGUGCAUAUAGCAAUGGUAGUCUCAUAACUGUUGCAAAUGUAACUCCUGGAACUGUGCCUCCAUCCCCUUACACUCCUAAUCCUCCUGCUGUGGCCACUGGAAUAGAAGAGAACUCGGCUCAAGCCAAAGCAGCACACGAUCAAUCUGCAAAUCAACACAUAUCUCCUCAAGAGGCAAAUCCAGCUGCUUCUCCUUCACUUCAAGCUACUCCUGCUACCGCUGCUUCUCCUGCAAAAACCAUCAACUCUCCCAGCACACCAACAACACUACCCUUUUCUGGGAUAUGCAUGCCCACCCCUCUGCCAGCCUUUCCUCCACAAACUACAGCAUCUGUAUUUUCUCCUAAGCCCUCUACACCAUCCCCAUCUGUUAUAAAGAGCACCCCGGGUUCCUCCAGUUCUCCCAGAGCAGCUAGCACAGAACCUUCUGCUCCAAGUCCAGCUUUUUCAAGUCUUCCACAUGCUUCUGUUUCAGCACAACAGGGUUCCUCUACUCCAAGUUCCAGCUCUGUGAUGAAUGAUAACCUACCAUCUCUACACCUUGCAGGCCUCCCAUUCUCUGCUACAACUUCUACAGCCUCUGUUAGCAUAGCGAAUAUGAUGCCAUCCUUAUUUGCUGGUCUUCCCCUGCCUCUGAAUCCUCCUUUGCAGAGCAUAUCGACUCUCGCUGACAUUGCAAGUGCAUCCGCUGGAUCCCUUAACAUUGGAAACCCACUGCUGUCUGUCCUAAAAGGAUUUUUAGCUGCAAAUGAUCCAACAUCAUUGAAUUCAACUUCAAUGCCUUCAGUUUCUACACCGGGGCUUCUGCCAUUACAGAGUCUUCAAAAUUCAGAACCCUCGUUAAACAAAGGUUUUACUCCUCAGUGUUCUACACCAACACCUCAGAGGACAGCAACUCCAGUACUGGGCAUGUUUACAACCUCUGCUUCACUAUCUAUACCAAAUCCCAUUCCUACAUCUUCUUCAGUUCUAGCGCAACCUCUCAUACCAGCUCCAUCACAUCUUAGUGCUCCACUAGUUCCACCAUGUCAGGCCCCAUCCUCCUCACUAUCUGACCAUCGCCUUUCAUCUUCUCCAGCAGCUUCUGGCGCUUCACUCUUAAUUAAAUCGGAACCAAUCAGUCCAUCACCUUCAGCAUUCAAAGGCCCAUCACGCUCCGGAACACCUUCUAAUGCUUCGUUAGGGUUACCAGGAGUCCUUGGCCAUGUUUUUCCACCAGGAGCGGGAAGCCUACCCAAUACCAUUAAUCCUGGAUUACCAGGCAUGCCUUCAAUGAAUGGAAACUUUAAUAACCCUUCCUUGUCUUCAAUAUCACUAAAUCCACAUGUUUCCUCUACUCCAAUGCCCCCAGUUUUUAGUGCACUUCCUCCAUUCACCUCCCUUUCGAAUGGGUCUCCAUUUGCUGGUGGUCCCGUCAUUAAUCCUACUAUAGGAAUGUUAUCUUCUGCCUGUAAUGCAGAUUCUGCAACCCCACCUCUUACAUCUGCUGUUUUUCCUGGUCUUUCUGCCUCUGCUGCUUCAUCCUUCCCACUCAGUUUAUCUGCUGCUGUUCCAUCACUGUUCUCUGUGACACAAGGUCCUCUAGGCUCCUCAAAUCCAUCUUUCCCUGCUUUCCCAGUCUCUAGCACACCACCAAUCAACUCUGCGCUGCCGCCUUUCCCUGGGCUUCAGGCUCCUUCUACGCUGGUCUCUGUUCCUCCUGUGCCCUCAGUUGCAACCGCUCCAUCUCCAGCUUCAGUUUUACCUGGAUUUGCCUCUGCCUUCAGUUCCAACUUUAAUUCUGCUCUUGUGGCUCAAGCUGGGCCUUCACCUUUUCCUCUUCUCUCCCUUUCUGGUCUUGCUGGAUUCCCUCAAAGUCCCUCGCCGUCUUUCCAAGGACUUCAGCCGAGUGCAGCGGUUGCAGCAGCAGCAGCACAAUCUGCUUUACUACAGGCUCACUCAGCGUCGGCCCUUGAGAACUUUGUACCACAAGCAGAUGUAUUUGCCGCCUUUCCUGCUGGGCCCGGAACUCCUUUUCCACUGCAGCCCGGGCUUCCCCAGCGAGGGUGGCAGUAAAAACACCUAAUAUAAGACUUCAUACAGAAGCUCUUCUUCCUACCUAUGCUAUUGAUGGGGCAAAGGCCAGACAGUACUUUUAAUUAGAUCUUAGACUUGUAAACAUUUUUAAACUUAGGGAAAACCUGAGAAGCAGGCUGCGGACUUCUUGCUGGAGAUCUAUUCAGUGCAGCAUUUCUGUUACACACCAACACAUCUUUUUAGGUUCCUUUUGUAACUACGGUGUUUUUAGAAUGUCUCUUUUAUACUGUGUGAUGGCUGGGGCUCCCCCUGCUGUUCAUAAGUAUGAUUGUUUCCCUGCUCAGCAGUUAGGGACCAUCUGACAAUUCCUAUCCACAGCAGUAAAUGAAGGGAGGAUUUCACUGCAUACAGUCAGGUUUCUUA